Molecule: messenger RNA, 614 nt
Organism: Sinocyclocheilus grahami
Lineage: Eukaryota; Metazoa; Chordata; Actinopteri; Cypriniformes; Cyprinidae
Product: GTP-binding protein SAR1b-like
Exons: 5
Coding region: 45-614 (189 amino acids)
Biological process (GO): intracellular protein transport
Molecular function (GO): GTPase activity; GTP binding
Source: RefSeq, a predicted model, not a curated record
UUUAAAAUAUUAGUCAUCUGUGUUUUUGUUAGGAAACAUCUGCAAUGUCAUUUAUAUUUGACUGGAUCUACAGAGGCUUCAGUGGAGUGCUGCAGUUUUUAGGUUUGUAUAAGAAGUCUGGAAAGCUGGUUUUUCUUGGGCUGGAUAAUGCUGGGAAGACGACUCUACUGCACAUGCUCAAAGACGACAGAUUAGGACAACAUGUGCCCACAUUACACCCCACGUCAGAGGAGCUGACCAUCGCAGGAAUGACUUUCACUACAUUUGAUCUGGGUGGUCAUGUACAAGGUCAGAACUAUCAUUUCAAUAUCAGUCCUGUAGCCAGAAGCGCGGUGGAUCUGGAAGGGCUUCAGGCCAACAGCAGCUACAGUGUGGAGGUCCAGGCCGUCUCAUACUGGGGUCAGAUCCGACUGAAGAGCAGCAAAGCCUCCGUCCAGUUCAACACACAACUCCACAACCAGACAAGUGCGGACAAACUCACCGACAGCAACAUCUGUGGAAGCGUGUCGCUGAAGGAGCUGAACCUGCGGCCGCUGGAGGUCUUCAUGUGCAGCGUCUUGAAGAAGCAGGGUUACGGCGAAGGUUUCCGCUGGCUCUCGCAGUACAUCGACUGA